Planococcus citri (citrus mealybug) is the source of this 1799-nucleotide messenger RNA. RefSeq names its product Tyrosyl-tRNA synthetase (gene TyrRS). Gene Ontology annotation, biological process: tyrosyl-tRNA aminoacylation. Lineage: Eukaryota; Metazoa; Arthropoda; Insecta; Hemiptera; Pseudococcidae. The record is from RefSeq and is a predicted model, not a curated record. Gene Ontology annotation, molecular function: ATP binding; tyrosine-tRNA ligase activity; tRNA binding. The transcript has 11 exons. The coding region runs from base 179 to 1741 and encodes 520 amino acids.
UCACUAGUUACAUGAUGCCAACCAUGCAACCAAGCGAUAAUUUUUGCAAAAAAUUCAGAACGUGUGACGAGAACGUGUUUGAUUUUGGUAAUUUGUGUUACUUUUUGGGCUAAAAUUUGAAAAAAUUGUAACGAAGUCAUCAAGAAAAGCUCUUUAGAAGAUAGAAACACUAACUAUCAUGGGUGACGAAAUCCACAAGAAAGAUUUAAUUUUACGAAACUUACAAGAAUGUCUGGGAGAAGACCGCCUCGCCGGAAUUUUGAAAGAAAGGAACCUGAAAAUCUAUUGGGGCACAGCAACCACUGGACGACCUCAUAUCGCGUAUUUUGUCCCAAUUUCAAAAAUCGCUGACUUCUUGAAAGCUGAUUGCGAGGUCACUAUUUUAUUUGCUGAUUUACACGCGUACUUGGAUAAUAUGAAAGCUCCAUGGGAACUACUUCAAUUUAGGACUACUUACUAUGAAGAAGUUAUAAAAGCUAUGUUAAUUUCGAUUGGAGUACCGAUAGAAAAACUGAAAUUUGUUCGUGGAACAGAUUACCAACUCAGCAGAGAAUAUACAUUAGAUGUGUACAGACUUUCUUCGGUGAUAACUGAGCAUGAUGCUAAGAAAGCUGGCGCCGAAGUCGUGAAACAAGUUGAAAAUCCUUUACUCUCCGGAUUACUCUAUCCAGGAUUGCAAGCUCUUGAUGAAGAAUACUUGAAAGUUGAUGCUCAAUUCGGGGGCGUAGAUCAGAGAAAAAUUUUCACUCUUUCUGAAAAAUAUCUGCCUCAAUUAGGAUAUACCAAGAGAAUCCAUUUAAUGAAUCCAAUGGUUCCUGGUUUGGCCGGAGGCAAGAUGUCAUCUUCGGUCGAAGAUAGCAAAAUUGAUAUACUCGAUAAUGCUGCAGCAGUGAAGAAAAAAUUGAAAAAAGCAUUUUGUGAGCCUGGAAAUGUAGCCGACAAUGGAGUUUUAGCCUUUGCUAAACACGUAGUUUUUAGUUUAUUUGAAGAAAAUGAAGCAUUUUUAGUUAAACGAGACGAAGUAAACGGAGGUGAUUUGAAAUUCCGAACAUACGAUGAAUUAGAGAAAAGUUUCGCAGAACAACUAUUGCAUCCGGCUGAUCUAAAAGCGUCAGUUGAAAUGUACAUAAACAAAUUACUCGAUCCUAUUAGAAAAACAUUUGAACGUGCAGAUUUGAAGAAAUUAGUUGCUAAUGCUUAUCCUCCUCCUAAAAAACAAACUGCUGCAGAAGAUGAAAUAGCUCCCCAUCGUUUGGACAUCAGGGUUGGAAAAAUUGUCGAAGUAUCGAAACAUCCUGAUGCCGAUGCCCUAUACGUUGAGAAAAUAGACGUUGGCGAUGAGCAGCCUCGAACCAUUGUCAGUGGCUUAGUUCAAUACGUGCCUAUCGAAGAAAUGCAAGACAGGCUUGUGAUCGUGUUAUGCAAUUUAAAACCAGCUAAAAUGAGAGGUGUUGAAUCUUGUGGUAUGGUUCUUUGCGCAUCAAUCGAGAAUGAAGGUGCCAAAAGCGUGGAACCCUUGCUAUCUCCAUCUGGCAGUAAAGCUGGCGAUAAAGUUGUAGUAGAAGGAUAUGAAAGUGGAACUCCUGAUGCCGUCCUGAAUCCUAAAAAGAAAAUAUGGGAAAAAUUACAGGUCGAUUUGAAAACAUCAUCGAGCUUGGAAGCCGAAUGGCAGAAUAAUCCCUUACGUACCACUGCUGGUGUAAUUACGACCAAAUCACUGAAAAAUGCUCCCAUUAAAUAAAAUUUAUGAUGAUUCUGUGUUUUUUAAAUUUUGAAGUAAAUGUUUUUUUUAAAAAAAA